Cheilinus undulatus (humphead wrasse) is the source of this 1941-nucleotide messenger RNA. RefSeq names its product transmembrane BAX inhibitor motif containing 4 (gene tmbim4). NCBI's taxonomy places the organism in Eukaryota, Metazoa, Chordata, Actinopteri, Labriformes, Labridae. The transcript is spliced from 7 exons. The record is from RefSeq and is a predicted model, not a curated record. Gene Ontology annotation, biological process: negative regulation of apoptotic process. The coding region runs from base 111 to 821 and encodes 236 amino acids. Gene Ontology annotation, cellular component: membrane.
CGCAGCAGCGGUAAAGAAGACUGAGCUGCUGACAGCUGGACCUUCAUAUUCUCUGUUCCACAUUAAUUUUUAUUUAAGACUGUAUCAGCUGAAUUCACAGUAAAAGAAACAUGAGCAGUGAGAAAUAUCCCCGAUCAUCGAUCGAAGAUGAUUUUAACUACGGAACCAACGUGGCUACGGCCAGCCUCCAGAUACGGAUGGACUUUCUGAGAAAGGUGUACACCCUGCUGAGUCUGCAGAUCAUCCUGACCACGGCCACCUCCGCCAUCUUCAUGUUCUCUGACACAAUAAAGGAGUUUGUCCACCACAGCCCCGCGGUGGUCUUGGUCUCAGCUAUAGGCUCUCUGGUCCUCUUAGUGGCUCUGGCGGUCUACAGACACCAACAUCCAGUCAACCUGUACCUGCUGCUGGCCUUUACUCUCCUGGAGGCUGUCUCUGUGGCUACAACACUGACGUUCUAUGAGUACUCCAUGGUUCUCCAGGCUCUAUUCCUCACCUCUGCUGUGUUCGUUGGACUCACAGCAUUCACCUUUCAGUCCAAGAGAGACUUCAGUAAGAUGGGAGCAGGCCUGUUCGCCUGUCUCUGGAUCCUCAUCAUCUCAGGCUUCAUGAGGUUUUUCUUUGACAGCGACAGCAUCGAGCUCCUCUUCAGCGGGUUCGGCGCUCUAGUGUUCUGUGGGUUCAUUAUCUACGACACUCACCUGUUGAUGAAGCAGCUGUCCCCUGAGGAGCACGUGCUGGCCUCUAUCAACCUCUACCUGGACAUCGUUAACCUGUUCCUACACAUUCUGAGAGUGCUCGACUCCAUGAAGAAGCACUGAGAGGACCUGUAGGGGUGUAAGAUGUCAAUAAGGGAGUUCCUAAAGUUUACCUGGAUCACAAUUUAUACCAUGGUCAGAGUAAUAUGACAUCAGGAUAAUUCACUUUCAGAUCUCUCCAUGAGCUGGAGGGACAACAUGCCUCAGAUUUGUGCCAAAAUUAGAGUAUAUGUGAACUGAACGGAGCUGUCGUCCAUGUUUUCACCUUUUGACAUCCACCUGGUUAGCCGUUUGCUGACUUGAUAGCACAGUCAGUGGGCCAGUAGUAACUAGCUGAAAGGGACCACCUAAGAUAGCAGAGUCAGACCUGCUCCCAUCAGUAAAAAGUUUCUAUCUCUGUGUUACUGAGAUGAGGACUGUAGUCAGGUUUAAUAUCAGGACCCUCGAACCCUAAGACUAUUAAUACUAGAGUCAGAUAAUUAAAAUGCUGCAGGCUUAUCUUUAAAUAUGUAUGGCAUAGAGGUUAAAUAUCAUAUUUUAGAUCAUUAACACAGGUUCACAGUGGUUUUUUAUAGUCAGAGGUGUGUACAGGUAAUCAAUAAUUUAACUUCAGUAUACUUUUAUACAUUAAGAGGAUCUACAGGUGAACGUGUUAGGAUUAGGGCUCAAAUCAAUCAUUCUGAUUGGGUUAGGGUUACUGCUGUUGGCUCAGAUCAAUCAUUCCUCUUACUGAUUGUCUCUUUUGAUGUUGAAUGUUAAAUCUUCAUAAAGAAAGAGAUGCUGUGUAUUUAAAUGAACUUAAAGAGCAUGUGUGGGUUAAUCCUGAGUGUGAUUGGACGUAUUUAAUGGUGUGAAUGUUGUGUACAGUUUUAUUGAUUUUAUAUGUGAUUCUACUAAUGAUCAGUGCGGGAUAUUAGAAAGAAGAUGAUCAGAGGUUUAUAUUGUGUUGUUUCGCUUGUAAUGAUGUAACUAACAAGACUAUUACGUCCUCUGCUGUUUUCAAUAUGUUAAAGAUUCUGAAUGGAGCUCUCACUCCUGUGGAAAUAAAGAUUUAUUAAAGAUUAACGUUUAUACAAUGUAGAUUAAGACCGUUUUCCUUCUGUUACAUAUAUAUUUUCAUGUUGCAUAACACAUGAAUAAUUAUCAGCAGUAAAAACUCAAAUCUCACCAAGUUUAAGGGUCA